Messenger RNA from Prorocentrum cordatum, 1623 nucleotides. NCBI's taxonomy places the organism in Eukaryota, Dinophyceae, Prorocentrales, Prorocentraceae. The record is from the annotation of a GenBank genome assembly.
AUGGACCACCCGACUCUGCAGGCGAGCUUGGCGAAGGUCGCUCCCUACAUCAAUGAGACGAUCGCAAAGUUCAGAGAUGGCGACUGCGAGGCAUUGAAAGCGAAGUCCCACGAAUUGAUAGAGCAGUUGUUGGCCAAUGAUCUUGCGGUCAAGGAAGUUCACGAUUGCAAAGAAGUCGGCGUUCAUUGCGACAACAGAGACGGCAUUGGGAUUGAAGUUCCCGAUGUGCACGUUCUCAUUCAACGGAUUUGCCAGGCGGGCUGGGACCCGAGGGUCCCGACAGCGAUUGCGUUCGAGCGGCCUGACGGCCCGCAGGGCAAGAAGAUGAUGGAUUUCAACUUGAAGCUGAUCGCCGACAGCGACGGGCACCUCGCGCCUCUGAUCGACCAUGAGGUCAAGAUCUUCUCCGUGAGCUCGUCCCACACGGUCGCGGGCCACCGUUGCGUUAGGCAUGGAUCUCUUACUACGUUGAGCGACACUUUCUCCACUGACUCGAAGCUUGCAGCCGAGAAGAUCAAGCAGAGGUUUCCAGCCUACAGGUCCCCGCUGGAAGAUGGGAUGACCUGGGUUGUGAUCAGGCGCCAGGUGGAACAGGCGUGCCCUCAGCUGCCAGACUUUAUCCAGGCUUCCGAGAACGCAGGGCACGGAGUUGAACAGGCUGCCUCGAAGCUGCAGGUGAUGAAGCGCAUUCACAGUCGCGCAACCGCCAACCAGAAAUCGUCGGGCGAGCCAUGCUGGGAGAGGAUUGCGCGAUCGAUCGAGCAGCAGUCGCACCACAUGGCUGGUCAAGCCAUGGACGUGUGUCAUUUCGUGAAGGCCUACAGUGGCGGCGACCCGCCAGUGCAUUUGAACGACCUCGACAAUUGGAGCAAAACGUUGAAGUGGAGGCGGGAUAUUCACGGCAGCACUUUCAAGUUCUUAGCCGCCACGCCGUUCAGUCAAGGACCUGAGUAUAUUUUCGCUGCACUCAAAGCGAUGAUGGUAGCGCCAGAACAAGCCGUCAGAGAUGGUUUCUCCAGGCUUUUCACCAGCACGGACGUCGCAGCAAUCGCCGGCUCGAAGAAGGGCCUUGCCAUCAAGAUUGUCACCUACAUCCGCACGGGCCGUGAGUGGCUGGACAAGAGCUCGAUCCCGCCCUCCAAGAAGCUCAAGAUCAGGGGCGACUUCGAGGUGGCAGCGGUCAUGUUCGCGCACAACAAGAAGGCGAAGGGCCGCCCGAUCUACAACAACAUUGAGGAGGUUGCGGCGAGCUUUAUUCAGGCGGCGUUCGACGCGGACCCUGAGCUCAGGAAUAGCACCCUGCCGUGGCCGCACAAGGAGACGCCCGCGGUUGCGCGGGCGACGGGCAGCUCCAUGGUGCAGUUCGGCGGUGAAGGCGUUGGACCUGAGACCCUCGAGCAGUGCGGCAUCCAAAUCGGCUCCGAGCUCGAGCUGAAGAUGAAGGACAGCGACGAGAGCAAGGGCAGCAAGGACACGUUCAAGCUCGUUGCCAUCAAAGGCAGCACGGCCACGCUCGAGAAGGUAUGCACUGACAAGCAGCGCAGGCAGGCCAAGCAGCAUGGCGAGGGCAAGGUGACCAUCAGCAUCGGCCAGCUCGUGGACGAGUACAAGGCGUUGUUUUAG